UCGCGGUGCAACCCGGAGCAGGUCCUUUCGGCGGCGGAGCCUGAGCGGAGCAGAAUGACUGAGUGGGAGAGUGUGCCCGCGGUCGCAGAGACCCCAGAAAUCAAGCUGUUUGGCAAGUGGAGCACUGACGAUGUUCAGAUCAAUGAUAUUUCCUUGCAGGACUACAUCGCUGUCAAGGAGAAGUACGCCAAGUAUCUCCCCCACAGCUCCGGCCGUUAUGCCGCCAAACGUUUCCGCAAGGCCCAGUGUCCGAUAGUGGAGCGCCUGACCAACUCCAUGAUGAUGCACGGCCGCAACAACGGCAAGAAGCUGAUGACUGUCCGCAUCGUCAAGCACGCUUUCGAGAUCAUCCACCUGCUGACUGGCGAGAACCCACUGCAGGUGUUGGUGAAUGCCAUCAUCAAUAGCGGGCCCCGGGAAGACUCCACCCGUAUCGGGCGAGCUGGCACCGUGAGGAGACAGGCUGUCGACGUGUCCCCCUUGCGGCGCGUCAACCAGGCUAUCUGGUUGCUGUGCACUGGGGCCAGAGAGGCUGCAUUCAGGAACAUUAAAACUAUUGCAGAAUGCUUGGCAGAUGAGCUCAUCAAUGCUGCUAAGGGCUCUUCGAACUCGUAUGCCAUCAAGAAGAAAGAUGAGCUGGAGCGUGUGGCCAAGUCCAACCGUUAAUAUCAUCAUGUCUGAUUUCAUUGUCUAAUAAAAGUACUUGAAAGAUA
Molecule: messenger RNA, 713 nt
Organism: Pristis pectinata (smalltooth sawfish)
Lineage: Eukaryota; Metazoa; Chordata; Chondrichthyes; Rhinopristiformes; Pristidae
Gene: rps5
Product: ribosomal protein S5
Exons: 6
Coding region: 55-666 (203 amino acids)
Biological process (GO): translation; ribosomal small subunit assembly
Cellular component (GO): ribosome; cytosolic small ribosomal subunit
Molecular function (GO): mRNA binding; rRNA binding; structural constituent of ribosome
Source: RefSeq, a predicted model, not a curated record